ACCUGUAAUUGGCGGCCGACCCGCUGUGAACAUUGUUAUUGUGAUGUCAUUCUAAAUUAAUACUUCGUCUGUUUCGGUUAGAUCUUGUUGAAUAUGAACGAAUCUUCAUGAAAAACAUGCGGAUACCAACCAGGCCAGCCCCUUCUAUUGAAGAGGCUCGUCGAAACAAAAAUAACCAACAACAAAAAAAUACUCAAAUGCAAAAAAAUAUCAAAAAGAAACCGCCACCACGUCCGCCGCCACCUGAUUUAUCAAAAAUUCAAAAAAGUAAAUCAACAUGGGUUUUAAAUCAAAAAGAUGAUGAUUGUAUGAUCGAGUGGAGCCCACCGUGUUCUCCAAAAACAAGUCGUUUAGUUAGUGGAAGUAUAUCAAGUUCUUUUAAUAGUAGCACCAGUAGUUUGGCUUCAAGUAAAAAAAGUUUCGACAUGGAAUCAUCCCCUUUUAACAUAAGCCCAUGGAAUAGUGGCCUUCAAACCUCCGCUCAAAUCAAUAUGCCUACCAUAAUCAGGGCUCAACCACCAAAAAAAUCAGCCAAAGCAAGUGUUAAAGUGCCUUCGAUAGUUCCUGGAACUUCUAGAAUGCCUAAUUCGAAUUAUUCACCACCAAUGCCUACAAUACCACCACCAAGUCCUCCAAAAGAUGUUUCUGAUGGAAUUGUACCCUUCGGAUUGGCUUUGUUUAAUUAUGCUGGUAAUCAUCCUGAUGAUCUUCCUUUACAGGAAAACGACAUAGUCUACUUAAUCAAGCGUUUAGAUAAGGAUUGGUUAUAUGGAAAAGUGGGUGAUCGAGAAGGAAUGUUUCCGCGUUCAUUUAUUGAGAUAAAAAUACCGCUCACUGAUGAAGAAGAUGUGGUAACGGCUUUAUACGAAUUUGUUCCCCAAAUGGUUGGGGAUCUCGCCCUGAAACCUGGUCAAACCAUCAAGGUGCUACGUAGGGUUUCAGACGAAUGGUUAUUGGGUGAAUCGGAUGGUAUUCGCGGACAAUUUCCAGCUAAUUUUAUCGAUCGAAUUCCAUUGGGUAUUUAAUUUAAAUUAAACAAAUUAAACAAUUUAUAAAAAAUAUCCUAGCUUAUUUAUCUGAAAUUUUGUAAUGAUAUUGAUAUUGAAUAUUUUUUUAUUAAUUUAUUAAUUAAUUGAUUUCGAAAAUAAUGAAAACAGGGUAAAAAAUUUUAAACGCAACAGAAAUUUUUUAUUACAAGCAUCCACAAAUCUUUCUUUUUUUUGUGUAUUUGUUAACUAGUUUUAACGAAGUGUAAAUAUUCUCCUCGCUUCUGUUAGUACCAAUUAUUUUUUGUUUGUUUUAAAAAAAAAGUAUUAGUUGAUGGUGUGAUAACGAAAAAGAAGAUUUUGUAUUUGUUAAUAUGACCGUUUAGUUUAUAUACAUUCCAGGUAUUUUUCAAUAUCUAUUCUAAUCACGAAAUAAUACUCCACGUGAAAAUUUAUUCUUCUCUUGUAAACUGUAUUUAACACAACCGUAUACAAAAAUUAAAAAAAAAAAAUAGAACGUGAAACGUUUGAAUAUAUAUAUUUUUGUAAUCUACUUAUACAUGUAAAAGCAAUAACAAUGAUUAAAUAAAAAAUGUGUACUAAAAA
This is a messenger RNA of Onthophagus taurus, 1592 nucleotides long. Its product is annotated as SH3 domain-containing lethal (3) 05822. Gene Ontology annotation, molecular function: protein binding. Lineage: Eukaryota; Metazoa; Arthropoda; Insecta; Coleoptera; Scarabaeidae. The record is from RefSeq and is a predicted model, not a curated record. Gene Ontology annotation, biological process: cell migration; actin filament organization.